Brassica napus (rape) is the source of this 910-nucleotide messenger RNA. RefSeq lists its product as uncharacterized. The annotation marks the transcript as partial. The transcript has a single exon. NCBI's taxonomy places the organism in Eukaryota, Viridiplantae, Streptophyta, Magnoliopsida, Brassicales, Brassicaceae. The record is from RefSeq and is a predicted model, not a curated record.
ACUUCUUUUGAUGUUCAUUUCUCAUUUGAUUCUUUCAAGAUUUCUCUUAAACUUCAAGAAUCUAAUCUUUUGUCUUUAGAUUCUUUAUUGAUUGAUUCCAACAAAUAUCACCAGCAUAAACACUGUUUUUGGAUCAAACAGCCAACCAGACGACAACUACUUCAUCUGGAAAAGACAUUUUCUCCAAUUCCUUCUAAGCAAGAGCAAAACCGACUUCGUCAACGGCACCUUCGUGAUACCAGAACCUUCCUCUCCGCUAUAAGCGAAAACUUAAAAGACUAUGUGCGUUUCACCGACACGGCACAUAAAGCUUGGGAGGAUCUACGCAUGAUGUUCGUCCCGAGCGUCGCGUUGAGGAUCCGCCAGCUUCGUCAGAGAAUUGAUUUGAUGAGGCAAGAUGGUGACUCGGUGGCGAGAUAUUUCGGGAAACUGAAGAGUGUUUGGAUGGAGCUGUCGGAGUAUGAUACUACAUUACAGUUGUCGGAACGAGACAUAGAGGUGAGAGAGAAGGAGACGCUUUACGCGUUUCUGAUGGGUAUGAACAAAGAUCUAAGCUUUGUGAGAACGCAAAUCACGGCCAUGUGUCCUCCUCCGUCUCUUGACCAAACGUAUCCAAGCAGAAUCUUUGAUGAACUCCACAAGAUGAAGAAACUAAGAAGUAGGUCGGUGAUCAUCAUCAAAUAAUCUGUAUUUUUUGUGUAUUUUCUUUAAAAUUCUGGUGUUUCUUUUGUAACCAUAGUGGUAUCUCAGAUUCGUAUUGGAAUAAUAUUCAGGAGAACCAUUAACAUGACUAUUGAGGACAUACAAGAAUCAGUCAAAGCAUAGAUGUUCAUGAAUGUAAACAGACAAAAGAGUAGAGAAAAUAAUAAAGAAAUGACAAUGUUCAUAAUAAAGAAGGACUAAUAAAAUA